Molecule: messenger RNA, 741 nt
Organism: Mangifera indica (mango)
Lineage: Eukaryota; Viridiplantae; Streptophyta; Magnoliopsida; Sapindales; Anacardiaceae
Product: thioredoxin M-type, chloroplastic-like
Exons: 2
Coding region: 121-672 (183 amino acids)
Cellular component (GO): cytoplasm
Molecular function (GO): protein-disulfide reductase activity; oxidoreductase activity, acting on a sulfur group of donors, disulfide as acceptor
Source: RefSeq, a predicted model, not a curated record
ACUUCCCAGAAUCAGAAAAUCCACACAUGAAUCUGAAAGAAAGAAGAUUAAAAAAACCAAAACGCCAAGGCCACAUCUUCCCGCUACUCUCUACAAGAGGAGAAAUAAAGAAAGGCAAGAAUGGCUUUGGAGACUUGUUUUCAACUUAACACAAUGUAUACCACUAGAGCCGGUGUUAUCCAAUGCUGCCAGCCAUUUUCAUCCUUACAAAAGCUUCAUUUUCCACCCAAUAAAGGAUUCAAUAAACCCAAUUUAUUAUUUACUUCACCAUCCUCAUCUCUCACUUUUUCCCUCAGACCCACAGGCAGACACCCCUUAAUUGUUUGCAAAGCUCGCGAAGCUGUGGAUGAAGUUCAAGUGGUGACAGAUUCAAGCUGGGAAAACAGUGUGAUAGCAAGUGAAAAUCCAGUGCUGGUGGAGUUUUGGGCGCCCUGGUGUGGACCAUGCAGAAUGAUAGCGCCAGUGAUUGAUGAAUUAGCCAAAGAAUAUGCAGGGAAGAUCUCUUGUUUCAAGCUCAACACCGAUGACUGCCCAAACAUUGCCACUCAAUAUGGCAUCAGAAGCAUUCCUACAGUGCUCUUCUUCAAAAAUGGAGAGAAGAAGGAGAGUGUUAUUGGAGCUGUGCCCAAGUCUACUUUGUCUGCAACUGUAGAAAAAUAUCUACAGAAUUGAAAAAUAUAUAUCAAAAUCUUUUUUAAGUUUGUAUCAAUGACAUUAAUGCUAGUUAUCAAUCAUUCCCAA